This is a messenger RNA of Ixodes scapularis (black-legged tick), 1654 nucleotides long. Its product is annotated as 4-coumarate--CoA ligase 1. The transcript has 9 exons. Gene Ontology annotation, molecular function: CoA-ligase activity. Lineage: Eukaryota; Metazoa; Arthropoda; Arachnida; Ixodida; Ixodidae. The record is from RefSeq and is a predicted model, not a curated record. The coding region runs from base 8 to 1654 and encodes 548 amino acids.
GUCAAGGAUGGCUGCUCGCAUCAUGAACCGAGUUAUACACUCGCCCUUUCCCGAUAUUGAUGUUGAAAACAGCUCAGCUCCUGAACUUAUAGAGCAGCGAUUAAAGAAAUUUUCCGACAAGAUCAUUAUAGUGGACGCCUAUCAAAGCUUAACCGCCCGUGACCUGUUAACAAAGAUACGCAAGUACGCCGUGGGUUUUCAAUACCACGGCGUGAAAGCAGGUUCCAUGGUGUGUGCACACAUUGGCAGCACAGUUGAAAAUGCAGCAGCAGCUUUGGGGGUUGUAUUUGCGGGUGGUACGCUUGUCAUGGCAAAGACGGCCUACGUUGCAAGAGAGCUUAUGUUCACGAUUGAAGACGGCAAGUGCACUUUUCUGUUAACCGACCAGCAAACUGCACCAAAUGUUACGAAACUUAGUAUACCACCGAGAAUCAAGUCAAUGUUCGCUGUAGGAUGGGAACCAGGUUUCAUCAACGUGACCCAGUUUCAAGAACUUUCGGACGAAACAUUCAAACCUCACGUUCCCACUGACAGCGAGAAAGAGGUUGUGGUGGUACUGUACACCUCUGGAUCGACUGGUCUCCCAAAAGGCGUGGAAAUAUCGCACCGGGGCUAUUGUGCCUCUUUUCACGCAUUCAGGUCACUUGGAAUUUGCAGUGAAGAGGAUGUUUACCUCGCCUGGAAUCCCUUAACCCACGUGUCGGGGUUUGCACUGGGCAUGUUUUGUAUGUUUAUAGGAGCAAAGAUCGUAAUCACAGAACCCUUUAUCUCGUGCAAAGAUUUCCUCCACACUCUAAAAAUGUUUAGGAUAUCGCUUUUUCUUGGAAUUCCUGUCAGAAUGCAGGAAAUUGUCAACGAAGCCAGAAGGAAUAAUGACGAAGUAUCGCGUGUAGAAAAAAUAAUUCUAGCCGGAACGGUGAUCACGAAGUCGCUCGCAAGGAGUAUUUGCGAGAUUUUUGGCGUGGAGUCCCUGAUCAAUUAUUACGGCAUGACUGAAACGUUUGCUCUCCUGAGCGCCUCGCCUGUGGGAGAAGUCACCUUGGACAACAGUGGCUUCCCAGUGGCCGGAAGCAAAGUCAAGGUUAUAGACCUCACCAGCGGAGACCCACUCGGCCCGUGUCAAAAUGGUGAGAUUUUGGUCCACACUCCAUGCAUUAUGAAAGGCUACCUCGGACAUCCAGAAGCUACUGCUGAAGCACUAAGCAAAGAUGGCUGGUUGCGUACAGGUGAUUUAGGCUACUACGACGUGGAAGGACGGAUUCACAUUAUAGACCGACUGAAACAGAUGAUAAAAUGCAUGGGAAACGUGGUCACUCCCGCUGAGCUGGAAGAAAUCUUAAUGGCCCACGAAGCCGUCGAAGAGGCCGUAGUUUUGGGAGUCCCGAGCUCGAAAUAUGGCGAGGCUCCAGCAGCUUGUGUAGUCGUAAAAGACUGCUUUGCAAAAAACCUGGAGAGUCUGGAGACGGAAUUGAAGGAGCUCAUUGCAGAUCAAGCAGCAGUGUUCAAGCACCUCUACGGAGGAAUAUACUUUAUGAAUCGUCUUCCAAAAUCUGAAAGUGGAAAGAUCCUGAGACAGGACCUGAAGGCGAAGAUGGCCCGUGAAUAUGAAAAGCUGAAAGAAAUCGACGGGCCGUCAGGAUUUAACGAGUCGUGA